AUGGGGAGUUUGGGGAGGGCGCAGUUGAAUGCUCGCCAGCAGGCCUUGCCCCACAUGGAGUUCCAUAGCAGUUCAGGCCCAUUUGAGGAGCCUGCAGUUCAAAGCUGGACCCAGUUCAUAUACCUGCCACAUCACACGUUAAUCUUUACAGCAAAGCUGACCGAUGGGGGCUUGCUCACACAUCACAUCAUUGCAAACAUGUUCUGCAAGUACAGCACAUACAUGUUCCCAUGCAGCAUCACAGAGGCAACAGAAGGGAGCCAGCAUGAAAUGGAAGCGCCGGGAUGCGGCGGAAGAUGCGAGGCAGAUAUAAAAAGCGGGGCGGCCGCGGCUGGGCUCUUGGCUUACAGACACGGGCAGGAGAACCCGCAGCUGCCGGCCGGGCCAAGCGACCCCCGGGGCCCCCAGGAGAGACGCACUUGCCCGCUCAGUCGGCAGCCGCCCCCCCGGAGGGGAACCUGCGCGCAGCCCUCCUGGCUCUGCUUGGGGGGGACCCUCUCUGAGCCAUCGGGGGCGUCCUCUGGCAUCCCGCCUUGCCUCCCCCCCAAUCCUGGUCCCCUCCUCCGUUUGGACAUGUUGAACCUGAUGGAUUUCUCCCACCAGGACCCACUCAAAGCCGCAGAUGCCCAGAUCUCAGGAGCCGGGCAGGUGGGCCAAGUUUUGACCGAGCAGCCGAGGCAGGAAACCUCUGAUUUUCUUCCAGGUGACUUCAUGGGAGCUACCAUGAAUCCUGACAUUGGUGGCUACUACUCCUUUGCCGGGCAGCCCUCCCCGCCUCUCAGUUACACGGGCAGCUUCUUCAUCAAGACUGAGCAGUGCCCGAACCAAGAAUCCCUCUUCAACCUGAUGUCGGGGAUCCUUGGCCUUUCCCCGUUCCCCGAAGGCCCCCAGAGACAACAAACGGAUGCCGCCUACAGCGUCCCGAAGGCCCUUCAGAAUCAACAGGACCCUUAUUCCGCCUGCCAACCGGAGCUGAAUAUCUCAGUCCAGCCAUCUUUAGCGGAUCAAGACUAUCCCAACUUCUCCAGCCCUGACAGCAUCCAGCCGGUCCAAACGUCCCCUCACGUGGGCGAGGUGUCCCAGUGUCUGUUCAAUAACAAACUGUUGGACAGUAAGCAGGACAUCAAGCUCUCUCUCCUCUCUCCGUCUCUGGACAAAUUCAAAGCUCCCUGCUCCCAUUGGGAGCCUCUCCAUCCGCCUCAGAGUUAUUUGCCCACGGAGUACCCUUCUGCCGAGACUUUUCAUGGCCUAGAGACAGGUCAAGCGAUGCAGCUGGGCACCAAAACAGAAAACGCCCUCUCCAUCAGCUGCCAGGCAGAACUGGACAACCUAUCUGGGCAGGUGGGGUCUUUUGGACACGGACUAGAUUUUGGCUGCCAGUCGGAAACCUACCCCAGCCGCGGUCAACUCCCCGGUGACUUUGCAGAGACCAAGAUGCCCAACCUGCUCCCACAGCUCAUCCAGGAAUUUGAAUCUUCCUUAUCUCAGCCAGAGGUCCUAGCAAACUUGGGGAACCCCAACGAGCCAAGACUGCAGGCCGGUGAUUCCACAUCGCUGGUCUCCCUGACGGACUUUAGCCUCGCCCUUUCUGCCGUCCCCUUGGCCGGAGCUUUGGGGCCCGGCAACUUCGGCAUCCAAGCGGAGCUGAAGAAGAAACCGCGUCGAGGGAAAUGUCCCUCCAAACGCUGCUGCUCCAGGCCCCACGAGAAGGCCUUUACCUGCCCGUCGAGCAUCUGCAUCCGAGCUUAGCCGGCCCGACAGAAAGAACCGCAGCACUCUCCGCGAUUCACAUCGGGCCGGGCCACAAGCCCUUCCAGUGCCGCA
Molecule: messenger RNA, 1824 nt
Organism: Sphaerodactylus townsendi
Lineage: Eukaryota; Metazoa; Chordata; Lepidosauria; Squamata; Sphaerodactylidae
Gene: EGR4
Product: early growth response 4
Exons: 4
Coding region: 1-1749 (582 amino acids)
Source: RefSeq, a predicted model, not a curated record